AUGUACACUGACGACUCAGCAGAAGAGAAGAAAUGUAUCGCUACGCUGCGUUCAUCCCUUAGUGAUGAGAUAAUGCAAUUGUGUUCAUGUGAUGGCAUACCUGGUAUGUCCCUGAAGACAAAGGAUCCAAUAAAGCUGAGCAGUAGGACAGCACAGGGAAGCGCAUACCCAAAAUAUUCAAGCGAGACGGCCAACCAAACGGUGCCCAACAUUAGAAGCAGAAAUAACAAACUACUCUCUCGACGGCAUAUAAGCUCCGGCGUUAGCGUCAGGUCAUCGAAAAUGGUGGCGUUUUCGGUGCCGUUCGUCGUGUUUGCGAACAAUGAUACUCGACCGAAACACUGCUAUUGUAUUGCAUAUCAGUGCAAAUCGGCGAAUAAUAAUUUAGGGCUCAUGUGUUUCUUCGGGUUCAGUCCCUGGCCCUACGUCAAGAUGGUCUUCCCCGUCAUUAUUCUAUUACUACUGCCAUUUAGACAUAAGAUUGUUCCCGUCGUUAUCGAUCAAAAAUAUCUCGAAGCACUCGACGGUGAGAAUCAAUAACAACGACUAAAAUCAUAACAAUUAUUGAAUUUGUAUAUAAAUAUAAAGGAUGAAGAAGUGGACUAUAUAUUAGAUUAAUUGGAAACCAUUAAAACCACA
This is a messenger RNA of Medioppia subpectinata, 639 nucleotides long. The record is from the annotation of a GenBank genome assembly. NCBI's taxonomy places the organism in Eukaryota, Metazoa, Arthropoda, Arachnida, Sarcoptiformes, Oppiidae.